GGCCUUUUGCCAAGCGGCCGUGAUCUCAACUCAAAACGCGUGAAACACGAGAAAAUCAACUCGUUGCUUGCUGAACAACUGCUACAUCGGCCCGGUGUAACCUUCCUCUCUCCCGACUGGGACCUCUUUAUCCAGCCGAAUGGCACCAUUUCGCAUCGUGACAUGUAUGAUUAUGCCCAUCCCACGGAGGCCGGCUACUCUAAGCUGGCAGAGCCGUUGAUUGAUGAACUACAAAACCACUUGCAGACAUUUCUUAAGACCAAUGCCCCUUCUAAUAGCUUCUGUGAAUAA
Molecule: messenger RNA, 291 nt
Organism: Protopolystoma xenopodis
Lineage: Eukaryota; Metazoa; Platyhelminthes; Monogenea; Polystomatidea; Polystomatidae
Source: the annotation of a GenBank genome assembly